This is a messenger RNA of Peronospora farinosa, 732 nucleotides long. The record is from the annotation of a GenBank genome assembly. Lineage: Eukaryota; Oomycota; Peronosporomycetes; Peronosporales; Peronosporaceae.
AUGAUUAAUCUCCUCCGACCGCUCCGGCGACUAAAGAGCUCUUCCGCUCUUGCUCCUUUCCCUGUAAUUUCUCGACAAUCAUUAUGGCAAAAUGUAUACAAUCUCGACAUGACACAAUGUUACGAUCCUUUACUGAACGAAGGAGACUUGCAGAUUAUGCUGGACGUCAUCACAAAAGACGAGGAGCUCUUAGUAGCCGAUGAGUGUUCACGUAUUUUAAAGCGUCGUCGCUACGAAGAGAAUCACUGGGACAAUGCUAUUGUCAAAUUCAAAGAAAUGGAGCGCUCCCGCUGGUCCACUGAGACGCUUCGCGUUCUACAGAAGGUCCGAGAAGCUACCAUUCUACCCAAAGAGCUCAACUAUUUUCCAGCUGUGCAUGUGAUUGAACUUGCUGAAGAUGGCUACAUUAAACCCCACCUCGAUUCUAUCAAGUUUUUUGGUCGAGUAGUGGCUGGUGUCAAUUUGCUAUCUCCUAGUGUCAUGCGAUUCAAAGAAGAGUACGGAGACUCCGUCAUUGACGCCUAUCUGCCACGUCGAUCCAUGUACAUGAUGACCGGAAGGGUUCGGUAUCACUACACGCACGAGAUUGUACCGGGUAUGCAGGUGUUUAAAGGUCAGGUGUCGGUGAACCGCACACAUCGUAUCUCCAUCCUGCUGCGCGAUGAGUUCUUAGAAGAACAUAUCGCCAAGUACUACACACCGUACGCAAAAGUAGACGUCAAGACGCAGUGA